This is a messenger RNA of Arachis duranensis, 980 nucleotides long. Its product is annotated as LIM domain-containing protein PLIM2b. Gene Ontology annotation, biological process: actin filament bundle assembly. Lineage: Eukaryota; Viridiplantae; Streptophyta; Magnoliopsida; Fabales; Fabaceae. The coding region runs from base 110 to 799 and encodes 229 amino acids. The record is from RefSeq and is a predicted model, not a curated record. Gene Ontology annotation, cellular component: plasma membrane; actin cytoskeleton. Gene Ontology annotation, molecular function: actin filament binding. The transcript has 5 exons.
GUCUGAGGUGUGUGUGCACCUUUGUUGGAAAUUCUUACAUUUUGUUUCCUCAGACAACAAGUUUGCUGGAUUAGAGAAAUUCAAGAAAGUUCCCAUUUGAAGAAAAACAAUGUCAUUCACAGGAACUCUUGAUAAAUGCACUGCUUGUGAUAAGACUGUUUAUGUGGUUGAUUUGUUAACUCUUGAAGGCAUACCUUACCAUAAAAAUUGCUUCAAAUGCAGUCACUGCAAGGGAACUCUCACGAUGAGCACAUACUCCUCAAUGGAUGGAGUCCUCUAUUGCAGGCCACAUUUUGAACAGCUCUUCAAGGAAUCUGGCAACUUCAGCAAGAACUUCCAGAAUGCAAAGUCUUCUGAGAAAAAUGACCUGAACAGGACCCCAAGUAGACUCUCUUCCAUGUUCAGUGGAACCUUGGACAAAUGUUCGGUUUGCUCAAAAACAGUGUAUCCACUGGAGAAGGUGACACUGGAGGGAGAAUGCUUUCACAAGAGUUGCUUUAGGUGUGCUCAUGCAGGGUGCCCACUGACACAUUCUUCCUAUGCUGCCUUAGAUGGUGUCCUCUAUUGUAGGCACCACUUUGCACAACUCUUCAUGGAGAAAGGGAACUACAGCCAUGUCCUCCAAGCUGCUGCUCACAAGAGGACUAACUCCUCUGAUCCUUCCGAGAUCCCCGACGAGACCGUGCAGCAGCCGGAGCCUGAGGCGGAACCUGAAGCCGACAAGGAAGAGAAGAAAGCGGAGGAUGAAACCGAGGAGGAGAAGAAAGAAAAAGAGGAAGAAGAAGAGGCUUCCUCUUGAAUGAAAAUAUAGGGAACAUGAUUUCAUUUUUCUCCCUUUCUUUCCAAAGCAAGAAAGGCUUUUUCUUUGCUCCAAUCCCGUUGUCAUCACACAUCUGAUCACUCAUUAUUUUUGAGUUUACUUGUUGUAAGAGGUUUGGUUUAUGUAUUCAAAUUAUUCAAAGUUUCAAACAACACAUCAA